GCGGCCAGAGCCUCAAGCACGGCCGGGGAUGGCGCCCACUCGGAGCUUGUGUCUGUGACCGUCUCCCUCCUCUCUGCUCGUCCCACCCACCCCCAUAUAUCAGGCUCCCCUGUCAACCCCCCUCUUCGCUACCUGUCAUGUUGCGCGAGGGGCCACCGCCUUAGUCUCAUGUCUGUUCUCCCAGCCCUUUUCUUUGACAUACCUCGCCCCUACUGCUCCCCCUUCCUGUCUCGUAAGCUCCGAGCGGGAUCGUCAACCACCUCAACUCUUUUUGCCCCCCGUUGCCCUAGACGCGCACCCUCCAUAUAUGUCGCCACGAUGGCCACCGCGCUUGGAACCCCAGGGGCCCUCCGCGCAGGCAUGUUCAGGAUCAAUGAAGAGAUGAUAGCCGCUCUCGAGACGGCCGAUGAGCUGCCCUCGCUUGAGAUCCAUCAUUUGUGGGCGAAAUGCUCCCUGUGCCAACAUAAUUUCCAGGACCCGGACAGCCGACGCGCCGAGAACUUCUGGUGGCAUGUAUGGGGCAGCAACAGGAGGAAGCUUCCUCCCCGCACGCUCGCCAGGGUGCUCAACGAGAUCCGCGAUAGCCCAACGGUCGUCCCGCCUCCGAAACUGACGGGCCUUCUGCAAGGCGCAGAGGAUGAGAGAAAAGGAGCUGAUGGGGCCGCCCCCGCCGCGGGCGAGGAGCAUAUAUCGCCGCUGCUGUCCCCGAAAACGUCGUCCCUGGGCUCCUUCUCGUUCGCAACGUCGUGCUCAUCGUCCCCGAGCGCCAUCGUGGCCGCGCACGGCCCGGGAACAUCCGACAAGGGGAAGCGACCGUUCCGGGUCGGCGGCUCCCUCUCUCCCUCCGCCGGCAAGUCAAGCCCCCGACAGUCCCUCCUGGAGAAGAUGGCUGGCGCCCAUGCGCCCGUUUCUCAUCGCCACCACAUGCCGGCCUUCAGCUUCUCGCCGGAUGACCUGCCCGAGAAGGUCAUCUUUGAGGACGACGAUGAGGACGUGAGUGAGCCUCCACGUUCGCUCAUAAUUCAGGCUCCCGCCUUUCGUCUUGACGCCUCAUCGUGUGCCCAAGAGGUGCCCAGGGGGCAGCGGGAGCAUCCCAGGGCGAUUGUCCCGUCGGAUGCGAGAUAUCAGUAUAAUGAGCUCCGCGCGGCGCCCAGCGAUCCCGGCCCCGCGACUAGCAAGGUGAUAACGGACCCUCGGCACGCUUUGAGCGCCGGCAACACGGGGCCUCUUGAAUUCUUCCAGCCGACGGCCGUUCCGCCCCCAAAUGGCCUCUUGCAAAGAAGAACCUCGACCUUUGACGGGGCCAACCGGUCGGGGGUGGGAAUUGCCGUUUCCCGUGACUGCCGAGCCAGCCACGUUGGCUGCUCCUCAGAAUAG
Gaeumannomyces tritici R3-111a-1 is the source of this 1377-nucleotide messenger RNA. RefSeq lists its product as hypothetical. The transcript has 5 exons. The coding region runs from base 169 to 1377 and encodes 402 amino acids. The record is from RefSeq and is a predicted model, not a curated record. NCBI's taxonomy places the organism in Eukaryota, Fungi, Ascomycota, Sordariomycetes, Magnaporthales, Magnaporthaceae.